Messenger RNA from Alexandromys fortis (reed vole), 2041 nucleotides. Its product is annotated as proline-rich protein 23A3-like. The coding region runs from base 1433 to 2041 and encodes 202 amino acids. The transcript has a single exon. The record is from RefSeq and is a predicted model, not a curated record. NCBI's taxonomy places the organism in Eukaryota, Metazoa, Chordata, Mammalia, Rodentia, Cricetidae.
AGUUAGAAAUGGCGGCACGGUUUUCCCUGGCUCUGUCCCUCCUGGGUGUGCCAUCUUGAGACGCAGAUACCAGGAUGAUCAGGUUGAGCAUCCAUAGGAAGGUCUGAUAACUUCCACUUCUGUUGAGAUCACUGUCAAAGCCAGCAUCAACUGGCAAGUGUAAAGAAUGGGCCUUCCUUGAACACAGCCACAGUCUUAGAGCAACCGCAGCUAGUAUAAGAGAGCAGAGAUGAGCGACCCCUCCAAAGCUCUCCCCAGAUUUGCAGAUUUGCGAGCAAAAUAAAUAUCAGGAAGUUUUGUUGGCAAAGGCGGGAUUGAUUAUGCUGCUGUGCAAAAGUAGGGCGUGGUCCAACUAACUUAGAGGGACAGUUGGGAGUAGCCUCGGAGACCUGAGCGAACACUAGAGGGAAAGGGCGGGAAUGCUGAGCAAGCAGGUGUUGAGCUGGGAGGAUGUGUGAACUAAAUCCUGGAGACUUGAUUUCAAGAUCUCAGUCUAGCCUUAAAUCAUCGUGAACGCAAAUUGGCCACGGACACGCCCAGUAGCAGGCUGGCCUCACACUGCUAAUCACCCUGUCCUUUUCUCCCCCAACCUGGGAUUAUGGGUUUUCUAAAGUCCUUACAUUCAUCCACAUUGGAUUUCAUUAAGGGCUCAAGCCCAUUGGCCUCCAGCAAGCUAGGCAAACACUCUCUCGUUGAGGUAUUGUCCUAGAUCAGUUAUUUACACUCAGUGACAGAUAUGUCCUUGUCGGUUUUCAAUUCCAAACAGCCUGUUAAAAAAAAAAAAAAAAAGGUAUCCACUUGUAUUUCCAAGCUCGACCUCCAAUGAAAACCUCAAGUGACACUUUGUUCAUUUCCGUUUCAAUUUGCUUUGCAAAUUAAGAAAAUCUCUAGGACCUCGUAGGUGUGGGUGGGACAAGGAGUUCCUGAGAUUGUGGUAGGGGGUGAGAAAGAGUUUUCACGUGUUUGUGUAUGUAUAUUGACAAAUAAAGGCAAUACAAACCGUAAGACGUCUAAGGCUUGAUUCCUUCUCUGAACCGCUACCAACAACGACAACAAUCUCACACUCAAACAUACACACACACAUACACAAUUAGGCAGGCAGGAGCACUAAAGCCCACUUUUACACUGGUGGGUUCUUGAAGGUGGGGCUGGGUGUGUCUACCACUCCCUAGGACCCUCCCAUGCCUGGGCGGGGCUUCCUCGGAAGCCAGGCUUAUAUAAGGAAGACAGGUCCUCCCACCACUGCUCACAAUCAGCAGCCUGUCAACCUGGUAGCAUCCACUCUGUCCCAGAGAGUCCACAGAGUGUCUUGCAGAAACCAGACGACAGCUGUUCCUGAACAAAGAACUGUGGAGCCCAGGCCCAUAACCUGCCUCGGACCUUGUUGUGCACUGGCAACCGCAAACGAGGGCAAGAGCGCAUUGCCACCAACAUGCUGAAAAUGCCUCCGCGAAGCCCCAGGGUCUACCCGGUGCCCUGCUGGGACCCGCAGCCAGAAGACGCCAACCCUGCCAAGCGCCGCCGCCUCCAGGAGCCUGCCUGCCUCGCCUCGUUGGCACAGCCAGACCUGGAAGCAUCCGCCAGGCCAGCCAGCAAAGAGCUCACGUCCACGGUGGUCAUUCCCACCGGAUGUGCCAUGCAACUACGCGUGCAAGGCGUCGACCUGCUGCUGGAGCCCGAACCGACCUCGGUCAGGCGAGUGUCGCUACCUGGACAUACCAUCAUCCUGGUCCCCGAAGGCCUCCAAGCCUCCUCCCAACCUGGGCAGGCUGUGUUCUGGCCCGCCGGCACGCAGGAGGCCCCUGUCCCGGACAUGCUCCAGGACCACCACGUCUUUGCCCUCGACCAGGGAAUCAAUGGUGCCGAGAGGUAUGCUCCUGGCUCCAUCUGGAGCCUCAAAAGCAGCACGCGCUGGCCUCUACCCAGCCCGCAACUGCAGCCUCUCCCUCCAUCUCCUCCUCCAAGUCAUCAAGAACAAACCUCUGAGAGUCCUCAGAAGCCUCCACGGCCACCGUGCAAGGCCAAGAGGCGCCUCUUCUAG